Messenger RNA from Lepidothrix coronata (blue-crowned manakin), 2318 nucleotides. RefSeq names its product neuroepithelial cell-transforming gene 1 protein-like. The coding region runs from base 1 to 1149 and encodes 382 amino acids. Gene Ontology annotation, biological process: positive regulation of Rho protein signal transduction; intracellular signal transduction. The transcript is spliced from 5 exons. The record is from RefSeq and is a predicted model, not a curated record. Lineage: Eukaryota; Metazoa; Chordata; Aves; Passeriformes; Pipridae. Gene Ontology annotation, molecular function: guanyl-nucleotide exchange factor activity.
AUGGUGGCUCACGACGAGCUCGGGGGGCUGCUGCCCAUCAAAAGGACUAUCCGCGUCAUCGACGCGCAGAACCAGCACUUCAGGGAGCAGGAGUUCCCGCCUGGAAUUGACUCCUGGAUAUCCCGUUCCCUGCAGCUCCCACGGCUCCACGCCUACAAAGGCUACUGCAGCAACCAGCUGGCAGCCAAGGCCCUGCUGGACCAGAAGAAGCAGGACAGGAGAGUCCAGGACUUCCUGCAGCGCUGCCUGGAGUCUCCCUUCAGCCGCAAACUGGACCUCUGGAGCUUCCUGGACAUCCCCCGGAGCCGGCUGGUGAAGUACCCGCUGCUCCUCAAGGAGAUCCUGCGGCACACGCCCAAGGACCAUCCCGACAUCCACAUCCUGGAGGAGGCCAUAUCCAUAAUCCAAGGGGUCCUCUCCGACAUCAACCUGAAGAAGGGCGAGUCCGAGUGCCAGUACUACAUCGACAAGCUGGAAUACCUGGAUGAGAAGCAGAAGGAUCCAAGGAUUGAAAGCAGCAAAGCUCUGCUGUGCCACGGGGAGCUGAAGAAUAAAAACGGACAUAAGCUCUACGUGUUCCUCUUCCAAGACAUCCUGGUGCUGACCCGGCCGGUGACCCGCAACGAGCGCCAGGCCUUCCAGGUGUACCGGCAGCCCAUCCCCGUGCAGGAGCUGCUCCUGGAGGACCUCCAGGACGGGGAUGUGAAGAUGGGGGGAUCCUUCCGAGGAGCCUUCGGCAACUCCGACAAAGCCAAGAACAUCUUCCGGGUGCGAUUCCAGGAUUCGGGGCCGGGCCAUUCCCACACGCUGCAGGCCAACGACGUGUUCCACAAGCAGCAGUGGGUGAACUGCAUCCGCGGCGCCAUCGCCCCCUUCCAGAGCUCCGCGGCCCCCUCCGAGCUCCAGGAGCUGCCGGAGCUGCGCGAGGAAUCCGAGGAGAACAACCCCUCCGUGCCCAACGUCCCGGCCCGCCGGCGCCGCUCCGGAAUAUCCGACGUGGAGCUGGACGAGGGCGCGGCCGAGCGCGGCUCCUCCGUCCUGGACUCGGGGGAAUCCAGAGGAGGGGGGAAAGCACCCAGAGCCUCGGCCGGGCUGAGGAGAUCCAGGGAGAAGCAGCUCAGUGGGAAGCGGAAAGAAACGCUGGUGUAGGGAGAAGAGGAGCCCCGGAGCGGGUCCCUUCCCUCCUUCCCGGAGGGAAAACUGUUUAUUUAUAAAUAACGCCGUGUACAUUUGUGGAAUCGGGGCAGAUCCCGGGGUUUUGUUGGAAUGGCAGCUACUUGGUGUUCGCUCCCCCGUUGAACUCUGGGGGCUGGUUUUUACACAGGGAAAAACCCUCAGGCAAAUCCCAAAGUUGGGCUCUCCUCCUGAAGGAUUUCCUGAAGGGGGGAGAACCUUUCAGAGCGGAGUCACUUUGUGUGGGGGGGGGGUGGUUGUGGCAACCCACGCAGAUUUCCAUGGAAAAACCAAAAAAAAAAAAACCCAAACCCAGCCCCCAGGUCCAACAGGUUCUCCAUUUACCUACUGGAAUCUUUUCACCUUCCCUUUGUACAUUCCUCGUUUCCGCUCUUGGAUCCUGCCAACUAUUUAAUUUUUUUUUUUUCAGUAGGUUUUUUUUGUUGUUGUUGUUGUGUCAAGUUUGGGAGUUGGGAUUUUUUUCGGUCGUUUUUGUUUUCUUUGGGGUUUUUUCCCCCCCUUUUUUUUUUCUUUUUUAACUUUUGUAUUUUGUUUGUCCAGACUUGGCAUUUUUUUUUUCCUUCCCAGUUACUCGAUCCUUCGUGCUCCGGAAGGGAGGGAUGUGGGGUGUGUGUGUAUCCACAGCAUUCCCCAUGGAACGAGCAAUCCAGAGGCUGGGAGGAGACCCUGCUGAGGGAGGAGGAAGGGAGUUCCUCCGGGGUGUAGGAAGGUUGUAGGGACGUUGUAGAGGGUUUUGGGAGGGGGAGAGGAGCAGUAGAGGGGAGUAGCAGCGAGCGGAGGUAGAUUUUGUGUUACCGUUGCCUUUUGGGAAUGAAACCCCUUCCCGUGGGAAUGAAACCCCUUCCCGGGGGAAGGCAGGACUGGAGGGGCAACCAAGGGGAUUCCUGCACGUGGUAGAAAGGUAGAGAAGAGGAAGAGUUUGAGGUGUAGGGAGAGGAGAGGGAAUGUUGUAAAUACUCCGACUGCCAGAGAGCCAGGCGGGGGAUCCGGCCCGGAAAUCCCUGGAAUUGCGUUGCCUGUGCCGUGUGUGGCCGUUGGGAGAGGGGAGGAGGGUGCACAUGGACAUCUCUGUAAAUGUCUUGUACAGUUCCAGUGCCAAGAACAUUAAAUUCCUGAUGCCUCUC